This is a messenger RNA of Eupeodes corollae, 4835 nucleotides long. RefSeq lists its product as uncharacterized. Gene Ontology annotation, biological process: presynaptic membrane assembly; modulation of chemical synaptic transmission; neuron cell-cell adhesion. The transcript has 13 exons. Gene Ontology annotation, molecular function: signaling receptor activity; neurexin family protein binding. NCBI's taxonomy places the organism in Eukaryota, Metazoa, Arthropoda, Insecta, Diptera, Syrphidae. The record is from RefSeq and is a predicted model, not a curated record. Bases 853 to 4311 code for a protein of 1152 amino acids. Gene Ontology annotation, cellular component: synapse; postsynaptic membrane; cell surface.
AACAGCUUAAGAAAUGUGGUUUCAAACACAACGGAUUUGAUUGCAUUAUGUGUGGCAGAAAAUUAAAGUUACCAUAGUCGAAAAAAAACAAAAAAAAUAUAGAACGAAAAUACGGACAUGCGCUUUAUUUAAACUCUCGCAGUUUUUAUUAUUCAAGUUCAUCUCAGUUCGGGGGUUGUGAGAAGAAAUAAGUGUUUUUUCUUAUAAAAUAAAUUGACAAAUAAAUACUUUUAAUAUGUUUAAAACAUUAUAUUAUCAAUAAAAGUUGACUUAAAGUGUGCAUAACUUUAAGGCAGUGAAGGUUUUUAACUAAAGACGCAUAUUAAAACAAACGGUGAUGUUCAAACUUUUUGAUAUGGAAUCUGCAAAGGGGCUUUAAGAAGAAGAAAAAAAACUCCGAUAAGAAAAAAAGAAAUUCUCUUGAUGCUUUAAACAAUCAUAAACCACAUCGAAAAGCAAGAAUUGUUCGAGUUGGCCAAGCAUCCUUUUGUGCACCCAGUUAUAUAAAUACGAAGUUACAGAGGAAUUUCAUAAGAUUGAAACCUUUAAAUAAUAUUUAACAUAAAAGAACAUACAAAAACAUAUGAUCUUAAAAUCAGAUUUAAUGGAAAACAGAAAGACAAAAGCCGUAAAAAUGAAAUCAAAAAACAAAAGUCAUACACCGAAUUUAAAAAUAUACUUCCAUUUUUUGUUUUCUACGUAAGCUUGUGGUCUCAAAACUACACAUCGUAUGUUAGGAAUAAAUUUAGAUUAAUUAACAUUAAGCUCAGAAGAAAAAGUUGUGAGCAUUGUAAUAAAAAUUCAACAACACAUUCUGUGAUCUAUUAUUGCGUCACAGACAAUGUAUUAUUAAUGUUAAAAUAUUACAGAAGCCAAAUAUAUAAAUUACUACUCAAAUUAUAUCAUGUUUCAAUAAGGAACAAAAAAGUUUUUUCUAUUGAACGCAAUGUAAUUUCAUUACGAAACUAUUUUGAAACUAAAAAGAGUAAUAUUAAUGUAAAGUUACAUUUCUUUAUAAAUGUAAUAGUAAACAAAUUCAUGAGUUUUUGGAGAUAUAAUCAAAAUCGAUCAACAGUUGAUAGUUUAAUAACGAAAAGUACAAAUCGAGCAAAAACAUCAGAAUCUAAAUUAAUACUUUUCCGAAUAAUUGUUUUGUUGGUUUCGGCGACAGCUUUAACUCAAGUCUCUACUAUUACCACAUCAUUGCAUACGAAUUCUAAGUACGGAGCUAAUACGAUCAAAACUAAAUAUGGAUUGCUGAGAGGAAUUGUUGUGAGGUCCUCACCAUUGGUUGAAGCAUUUCUUGGAAUACCAUAUGCAUCGCCACCAGUCGGAAGCUUAAGGUUUAUGCCUCCGAUCACACCCUCGCCAUGGAAAAAUGUACGGAAUGCUGACAGAUUUUCACCUGUAUGUCCUCAAAUAGUUCCAAUGCCGCCAAACGGCCCCGAAGCCCUGCUUGAAGUUCCACGAGCUCGUCUAGUGCAGUUUCGUCGACUUUUGCCACUGCUUGGUAAUCAAUCUGAAGAUUGUUUGUAUCUGAAUAUUUACGCUCCAAUAAAAUCCUCGCUACAAACUAACAAUCAUCAAACUUACUCUAAACUGCAGCAAACUGCCAAAGCCGAUACUGCUAAAUUAUCAACCAUUUUGUACAUUCAUGGUGAAUCAUACGAGUGGAACUCAGGGAACCCAUACGAUGGCUCAGAACUUGCUGCCCAUGGAAAUGUUAUAGUAGUAACAAUAAACUUUCGUCUUGGAAUUUUGGGAUUCUUGAAAACCGGGGGAAAAGAGAGUGCUCAAGGUAACUUCGGAUUAAUGGAUUUAGUAGCUGGUUUGCAUUGGUUAAAGGAGAAUCUACCAGCAUUUGGCGGCGAUCCGAAUAAAAUAACAAUAAUGGGUCAUGGAACUGGUGCUGCCUUAGCUAAUAUUUUAUUAGUUUCACCAGUAUCAAGUGAUCUUAUAAAAAGAGCAAUGCUGGCAAGUGGAUCAGCGCUUUCACCAUGGGCAAUACAAAAAUUUCCACUCUUAGUCAAAAGAAGAGUUGCUGAGCAAACAGGAUGCCAUGGUGAUCUUCUUAUAGAUGAUCUUGCUCCAUGUUUACGCACAAAGAAAUUAGCCGAAUUACUUGCUGUCAAAAUUGAUUAUCCGAGGUUUCUUGCUGGUUUUGCGCCUUUCGUAGAUGGAACAGUAAUAUCAUUGAAUAGAGAUGUAUUAAAAACUUUAAAACUACCAUCAGAAUCUGCAAUUUUAAGUGCUUCAGGAAUUGAGUUUGCAAAUUUUCCAAAACAGGAACUUAUAUUUGCUUUAACCACGGUAGAAUCUUAUUUGGAUUUAAGUGCGCAGGAUCUAGAAUUUGGUUUGAAUGAAACAAGAAAAGAUCGUAUUCUGAGGACAUAUGUUAGAAAUGUAUUUCGUUAUCAUCUGAACGAGAUCUUUGCUGUUUUAAAGAAUGAAUAUACCGACUGGGAAAAAGCAAUUCGUAAUCCAUUGAGUUCUAGAGAUGCGACAUUGUCGUUUUUGAGUGACGGACACACUGCAUCGCAUUUAAUCAAAAUCGGAUAUAUGCACAAUCUAUGUGGUGGAAAAAGUUACUUUCUACACUUCAAGCAUAAAACUGAAGAGGAGGAAUAUCCAAUGAGAUCGGGUUCAGUACGAGGUGAAGAUGUUCCUUUUUGGUUUGGUCUUCCAGUUUCUCCACUUUUUCCACAAAACUACUCCAGCCAAGAGAGAAAUUUAAGUUUAAUCAUGGUCAAGCAUCUGUCUAAUUUCGUUAAAACUGGGGAUCCAAACAAUUCAAGUGAUUCUGUUAGUGAGGAUAUCACAUCCGAUGAAAAUGAAAGCUCAAGCCAUUCCUUUAGAAAGCGUUCAAAUCUUGAUAAACAUUCAGAAAUCAAUAAUACUGCCUUGUCAAAAACUUUCAGCCAUGACGAAAAGUCUUCAACUGCAUCUUCAAAUAUGAAUUCCAUUGAAUACGAGCACAAAAUACUGAGAAGGAAACGAUCAAACUUGCAGUACGGCCAUAUGAAAUUCAAAAGAAAUAUGGGUAAAGAAGCUAUUUUUCGAAAUGCCAAAACAAACAGAAAGCACUUGAACCCUAUGACUGAUAUGCUUAAUGAUGAAAUGGUGAAAAAAAAUCACGGUGGGUCAGAAUCUUUGCCCUUUUGGGAGGCGUAUGACUCAGUUAAUCAACUUUAUUUGGAACUAGGGAACGAUGCAGGGCUUCAUAGCCAUUAUAGAGGUCAUAAACUUUCAAUGUGGCUUAAUUUAAUACCUCAACUUCAUAAGCAUACUAGAAUCAAUGAAAUGCCUCUAAGGCAUCACCAAUUUAUGGAUGAUAAUGCGCAGUUGUUUGAUGGAGUUGUGCGGCCUUAUUUACAAAAUAUGCCUUCGGAUGAUGAUGGGCAAUUUUCUAUAAAAACACUCAGAAGCAUGAGAAAUUCAGCAAAAGUAGCUGUUCAAUCAGCAGCAAGUAGCUUCCAACAGGAAGAAUUCAUCACAGAUUGUGGUAUUAACACAACUCAAUUCGACAAUGUCGUUUUCCACACAACUUUCGUAAACAACUCAAAUUCUUCCGAAAAUUUGCCAAACGUUUUGGGAGACCUUGAAGUUUUGCGUAGGCUGACAGGAAAGCAGCUUCAAAGCUAUACCGCCGCUUUUAUGGCAACAGUUGCAGUUGGCUGUUUUCUCCUCGUUUUGAAUGUAAUAAUAUUUGCUGGAAUAUACCAUCAACGAGAAAAAAGAGCCAAAGACAACAAGAAAAAGGAACAGCUUGAGGAGAACGAAAUUUUUCUUAGCAUACCUACAAAAAGCGCUCUCAGUAUUGAUUGCCCUCAAACGGAAACGGAAAAAUUGCCAUCUCCCGGAAGUAAUUUCUUCGAUCAAAACACGAUACAAUCAUCUGAAAAGGAUCAUCAUGUUGACACAGAAGAUAAAAUGUUCGGAGAAAUGGGUUGGGUCUGUAGUACAACGACACUUGAUCUUCUUAACAUAAGAUCAUCUAGGGACAAUUUGAAUACAAGCGCUUGUGCGGCAGCUCACGAUAAUACGCCAUUUAAACAUGACAGCCAUGAUGCUUUGAUGCAGACAAACCAUCCUAGUCCAAAAAACGAGAUGUCAUAUCAAGAAAUCAACGAUCCUGUUGGUUCAAAAAGUGAAGCAAAAGUCUUCGACAGUAAUAAUCCAAAGGUAUUAUCCAAUCCCCCCACUUCAAAACCUAAUCAUCCAAAUCAGGGCGGUAUUCUAAGAAUUGCUGGAGGAACUUCAACGAAUUCUGGAAACAAAAAACGUGUAUACAUUCAAGAAAUUUCUGUGUAGUACUUAUGUAUAUGUAUGUAUGUGAAUCUUCAUUUCUAACUUCUUCUUCUAUGACUUUCUAUAUAAUCAAAGGCAAAAUUAAACGCCCACCUAGUAUCUUCGCUGUAUUGCUCAAUUGACUGCAUGUAACUCAUAAGAUUUUUUUUUUAAUGUGAAAGUGUUAUCAGCUGUUAAAUAAAAAUAUUAUAUAAAAUAAUUAAAGUCAUCUUUUUAUUGUGACAUAAAGUUGUUAAGAAAAUGUCCUUUUCAUUUUACUAAAGUGUUUAAAGGUGUUUUUUUGCAAGGUUGUUCUACUCGUAUAUAGAUAUUAUCUAUGUUCUUAGUUGAUUAAAAUUAGCUCUUAAAAGUUCAUGAAUAUCUGAAAGCAGGAAUAUCAUACUUUUCCUGCAUAUGCUUCAAUCCCUAAAAUAUUUGGAAAAUAGGUAGGAACUAUAUCUUUAGAUAAAAUUGCUACUAUAAUUUGCUUAACAAUGUUUAAUUAGAAAUUAUUCAGUUAUUGUGAGCUUACUCUUAAAAUUGAGCGU